Molecule: messenger RNA, 2361 nt
Organism: Kuraishia capsulata CBS 1993
Lineage: Eukaryota; Fungi; Ascomycota; Pichiomycetes; Pichiales; Pichiaceae
Exons: 1
Coding region: 1-2361 (786 amino acids)
Biological process (GO): DNA-templated transcription; regulation of transcription by RNA polymerase II
Cellular component (GO): chromatin
Molecular function (GO): RNA polymerase II cis-regulatory region sequence-specific DNA binding; zinc ion binding; DNA-binding transcription factor activity, RNA polymerase II-specific
Source: RefSeq, a predicted model, not a curated record
AUGUCUGAAGUAUCGGCAAAGCCGGUGGCAGUACGAUUUUAUUGCGACUUCGCUGGCUGUGCGAGAUCUUUCACGAGGCAAGAUCACCUCAACCGGCACAAAAAAAACCACAGCGCAGAAUUGGAGCAUAAAUGUGAUUGGCCCGGAUGCAACAAGUUUUUCACGAGAAGUGAUGUGAGAGAAAAGCACUACAAAAGACAUGAAGUCAAGAGCGGGAUUGAUCCCUCGCAUAAUCAACGAGCACAUCGAAAGACUCAGAAAAGACACCAGAUUAGAUUCAUAUCUGUGGAUGCAAAUUCUAUUGCCGAGGGAAAACGGCCGGCCAGUGAUGCCCCAGAUGGAAGUGCUUCAAAGCGGCGGAACUUGGAGGUGACUCAGUUUAACUCCACGCCGAUUUUGAACGAGCCAGUGGUUUCAUCCGAAGAUUUACUUCAAUGGUUACUCCAAGACUUCGAUAGCUUGCCUGUCAGUCAGGAUAUGGAUGCAUUUGCUGAUGUCUCGAGAUUUCAGAGUUCGAUCUCGGUGGGUGACCAGCUGGAGGUUCCAUGCGAGCCACCCCAAGAGCAGGAUCUAGACUUCCUACAGAUUUCCUCACAGUUUCCAUAUUCUACCGAUCAAACUACUAUCAACUCGACAAUAAUGGAGGAUCUCGCAGAGGCAUUACCAAGCAUCAAAUACCAAGAGGAGUUCAGACAAGAAAGGCUCGAGUACUACUUGGAGAUGUACUGGACGUGUUUCCAUUCUCAAUUCCCCGUUUUGAAUAAACCUUCAUUCUCCACAUUCGAAGCACACCCAAUUCUUUUGUUAUCGAUGAUAGUUGUUGGAGCCUCUAUGUCGAAUUCUUACCAGAAGGCUCAUCUUGCGAAACCACUGUUGUUUGCAGAUUCGAUAGCCGUUCCUCUAAGGUGGCUAAUAUACAAAAACAAGGAAUUCAAACCACCUCCAAAAUCGUGGAUCGUUCAGUCGUUGACGAUGCUGGAGUUAUACGAAAUUUCCAGCUCGUCACGAGAUUUGCAUGAAAGAGCGAAUCUCCAUCACGGAUUGACUAUCCAAAUGUUGAGGCGAUCGCCCAUGUUUGGAGGAGAUCCUUGGAUGAAGUACAACUAUGCUACAGACAACCAGAGCGUCAUCACGGUGAACCGCUCCAGUGAUACCGCAACAUGGAAGAAAUGGAUAGAACAAGAAUCGAUGAAGAGAACGUCGCUUUUUGCCUUCUAUCUAGAGACAGUUCAUGCCAUUGUUUUUGGCCAUGAGAUGAUGCUCGCUUUGCAUGAUGUGAAGCUUUCGCUUCCAUGCGACGAGAAUCUGUGGCAAUACGGAUCUUGGGGAUUCAACACCGAGUAUGAAAUACCCUUGAAAUUUCUGGGUGCUAUAAAAAAAGUCAUUCACCGCCAGGUGGUGGUCGCAGGGGCUUUCGGGAAGCAAAUGAUUCUCUCAGGACUGCUCUCGCUAUUCUUCCAGCUGGAAGAGAAAGACUUUGAGCUUUCUAUCUCGGAUUGGAAUUCCAGGAAAGAAAAAUGGAAGGGAACCAUUAUCUUGGCCAUCAACUUCUGGAACUCCGACAUCUGUCCCGGAGGAUGCUGCAAUAUUCGCAACUCGGUGUGUUCUGAGUUGCUGCCUCUUUCCCCGCAAUCCUUUCAGAAGGAGGAUUUUACUUGCAAGAGCCCAUUGAGACAUCUUUAUGCGUCAUACACGGACUUGAAGCACUAUGACUUCAUGGUGUACGCUGGAGCACCAGGACGGAUGAACGUGAAGUUCAGUGGCAAGGAUACAGAAGCUGUCAACGACAGGGUCCAGAGUUGGUGCGAGAAGGGAGGAAAUGCAUUGGUCACUGUUAUUCAGAUAUAUCUGUUUCUUUGCGAAAUGAUGCUUGGAACCGUGCCGGAGUCCAACGGAACGAACGAGAUUGAUCCCGAAGAAGUUCCAUACGAUCCAUCAACCGAUUGCUUCCCAUACCGCAAACACAUGCUCACGCAUAUGUUGAUCAUCCUUUGGUGCUAUAACUUUUACAUUUCCGGUCCAGAAUCCCACGCAUAUUCAACAGACUCGCCAAUUGACGCCAGCGAGGUACCAGAAAAGGAGUCGGCACACGCUUACUUGAAAAGGAUCAAAGAAGAACUCCAAAACUUGACGGGCCUCAAACUCGACUCCACAAUAUCAGGACAGUCGGCUCGCCUAUUCGCAGACUCAGUUCCGCUUGUCACCCACAAACAUCACAUGGUGGGGCUUCUCCGUGCAUUCAAGGAAAAAUACGAGCAUGACCAUUCCGAAAUUGCAAGAGAACAUUCGCGACUCCUGGACAACUGUAUAAAGAGAAGUCUUGGUUCACAAAGGGUCUCGUGCGACUACAUGUUUGAGUAA